Boeremia exigua is the source of this 896-nucleotide messenger RNA. Its product is annotated as ankyrin repeat protein-like protein. Lineage: Eukaryota; Fungi; Ascomycota; Dothideomycetes; Pleosporales; Didymellaceae. The coding region runs from base 161 to 712 and encodes 183 amino acids. Gene Ontology annotation, molecular function: protein binding. The transcript is spliced from 3 exons. The record is from RefSeq and is a predicted model, not a curated record.
GCGUUGUCUCACCGCAAGCAAAGAGCGAACUCAACCUCAGCACUGCACUCUGCCUCGAUUGUCGUUGAGCACUGCCUGCUUCUCCCCUGCUCGGUGCAUGCUGCAGCAGUCGACCCAUCGCCGCCGCGUACCCCGCUAAACAACAACACUUGCAGUCACCAUGGCGGACGAAGAUGGCGCGUCUCCCCGCGAGCUUAUCCUCGAAGCGUGUCGCCGCAACAACACGGAUCUGCUGGAAGAAACAAUCGCCGACCUCGCCUCAGCGGCCUCGAAACACGGCAAGCAGCCUGCUGAGCACGUCGCGCGGGUGCUGAACGAGGCACGCGACGGCGUGGGGAACGGGUGUCUGCACGUCGCCGCCACGUACGGGAGCUACGAGGUGCUCGACAUCCUGCUCGACCAGGAGGGCCUCGAGAUCGAGCUGACGGACCGCGUCGAGGGCGACCUGCCGCUGCACAAGGCCGCGCGCUACGCCAACUCGCUGGCCAAAGCCGAGUGGCCCGCCGGCACGCCCAUUGUCGAGAUCCUGCUCGACGCCGGCUGCGAUCCGCGCAAGCGCAACAAGGCCAAGCUGAAGCCGUUUGAGCUGGUCGACCCGCGGAAUACGCAGCUGAGGGAGGUGCUGCGCAAGGGCGAGGUGGCUAUGAUGAUGGGCGGGGAUGUGGUGGAGGAUGAUGGGGGGCCGACGGGGAGCGCGAGUGAUAGUGAUUGAGCGGUGGGUGUGAAGGGGGAACGACGGUAUGGCUAUGUUUCGCAGUGGACGAGCGUGCAAUUUUAGAGCGUGUGCAUAGUUAUACAUGACCCGUAGAGUUGUCUUCCCAAGCACUACUGCGUUGUCUGCGGCGGUUAGUUGCAACCAUUACGUCGCUCGAAUGUCUUAGCGUACGCUGCUGAUG